AUGGUUAGGUCUGUAGUGACGGCAGUUCCGAGUUCGGUCCGGUAUCAAGUUCUUAUUAAUGGUCAGCCACAUGGUCAGAUUAUACCUGAGAAAGGCUUACGACAGGGGGAUCUCCUAUCCCCAUAUCUGUUUAUUCUAUGCACAGAGGUUUUGAUUGCAAAUAUUCGAAAGGUGGAAGCGGAUAAACGGAUUAUGGGGAUCAAGGUGGAUAAGGAUCAGUGUGGGGUCCUUUUGGAUAUUUUAACGCAGUAUGAGGCGGCAUCUGGUCAACAGAUUAAUUUUGCCAAAUCCUCUAUUCAAUUUGGUCACACGGUUGAUGAACCGACUCGUUUGGAGAUGCAGGGGGUCCUGGGAAUCUCCACUCUGGGUGGGACGGGAUCAUAUCUAGGAAUUCCAGAAAGUUUGGGGGGGUCUAAGACGAAGGUCUUCUCUUUUGUUAGAGAUAGGCUUCAGAGCUGUACGACUGGUUGGACGGCUAAUUUGUUGUCCAAAGGGGGCAAAGAGGUAAUGGUUAGGUCUGUAGUGACGGCAGUUCCGAGUUUUGUGAUGUCUUGUUAUCGAUUAUCGAAAACAAUAACAUCCAAACUAACGAGUGCAGUCGCAAACUUUUGGUGGAGUUCUUCGGGUCAGGGUGGGGGUAUGCAUUGGUUAACUUGGGACAAGCUUUGUAGUAGUAAACAGAUGGGUGGGUUGGGUUUUAGGAAUGUUGAUGAUUUUAACACAGCGUUAUUGGCUAAACAGUUAUGGCGUCUGAUUGAGUUCCCGGACUCUCUGUUUGCCAGGGUUUUCAAAAAUCGGUAUUACCGAAAUUCUACUCCAUUGGAACCGCUUCGCUCCUACUCUAGGAUGGAGGAGUAUGUCUCAGCUUGCUCUUUGGUGAAUACAGGACUUAUUAAACGGGUUGGCUCGGGUGAUACCGUUGAUCUAUGGUCUGACCCCUGGGUUCCAGCUCAUUCCCAAAGACCAGCAUUAUCGAACGGAUUUGUUACAGAUCCUAAUCUUACUUUAUCUUUUUUUAUUGACCCUUCCUCGCGUACUUGGCAUCGGGAUCGGCUCCUAGAGCAUUUUGAUCCUCUCGAUGUUCCCUUGAUUCAGGCUAUUCCGUUGAGCAAUUGUCCGCAACCGGAUUCCUUGGGAUGA
This is a messenger RNA of Camelina sativa (false flax), 1140 nucleotides long. The record is from RefSeq and is a predicted model, not a curated record. Lineage: Eukaryota; Viridiplantae; Streptophyta; Magnoliopsida; Brassicales; Brassicaceae.